UGCUCGCAAAACUUUCUUACAUUUUCAAAACGUUCUCACUGGACGACCUACUAACUCUCUGUGUCUUUUGUUUGCAUAACCUUAUAAACAAACUAUAUAAAGUGGAGUACUAUACAUAUAGACUACAAAGCUGAAACUAAAAGAUGUUUCAUACUUUACUUAUUCAACAAUAACAAAACCUUUGUAAAAACAAUGAAGAUACUGGGAAUUCCAGUUACAGAGCUCGUCUCUGGACUUGGUGGAAUAUUGUUCCUAUGGAGUGCAAUUGACCAAUUUCUGCCCAAAAAGUUCCAAUAUCUGUUUCAAAAAUGGUGCAACCAUCUCGUAUGCUUCAUCUUUCCACGAAUCUACAUUACCUUCAACGAAUACUGUGAAGAUGGUCGAUCCAACGAAGCCUACAGCUGCAUCAAGAACUAUCUGAGCACUAAAUCGGUCAAGAAAGCAGAGUAUCUGAAAGCAGAAAAAUCCCGGAACAGCAAAUCCCUGGAAUUCACUUUAGAUGAAGGAGAUGAAGUCGUGGAUGAAUUCCGAGACGUGAAGAUCACAUGGGUUGCUUACCAGGAAACCAUCAAGGACAGCGGCGGCGGCGGAUCGAGGAACGGGAGGCCGUUUGAGAAGAGGUAUUUCAUCCUGAAAGUUCAUUCCAGGUAUCGGGAUUUGGUGAUGGAAGAUUACAUGAAUUUUGUGAUGAAAGAAGGGAAUGCAAUUGAGUUUAAAAAUCGGAAAAGAAGGCUUUACACCAACAAUAAAGAUGAUGAUUCUUAUUGGAAAGGGAGGUGGAGUUACAUAAAUUUCCAGCAUCCGGCUACUUUUGAUAGUCUUGGAAUGGAUCCUGAGAAGAAAGAAGAAAUUCUUGAUGAUCUUGAUUCGUUUAAGAAUGGGAAGGAUUAUUACAAGAAGAUUGGGAAGGCUUGGAAACGGGGUUAUCUUCUUUAUGGUCCUCCAGGAAGUGGAAAAUCAACUAUGAUUGCAGCUAUGGCGAAUUAUUUAGAUUAUGAUAUUUAUGAUCUUGAGCUCACCACUGUUAAGGAAAAUGCAGAGUUGAAGCAGCUGUUGAUCGAAACGAGUAACAAAUCGAUCAUCGUCAUCGAAGAUAUAGAUUGCUCGCUUAAUCUGACGGGAUCAAGGAAGAAGAAUGAGAAGGGAUCAGAAGAUGAGAAGAGGAAACAGAGUGAUGAAACAGAGGAUGAUAAGAACAAGAGUAAAGUGACAUUAUCUGGAUUGUUGAAUUUCAUUGAUGGGAUAUGGUCGGCUUGUGGGGAAGAAAGGGUCAUCGUAUUCACUACUAAUCAUGUCGAAAAGCUCGAUCCGGCGUUGAUUCGUCGCGGACGAAUGGACAUGCAUAUUGAGAUGUCCUAUUGCAAAUUUGAGACAUUCAAGAUAUUGGCUAAGAAUUAUUUGGGCAUUGAUGAACACCCUUUGUUUGCAGAAAUCAGGGAAUUGUUAGAGGAAAAGAAUGUUUGUCCUUGUGAUGUGGCUGAGAACUUGAUGCCAAGAGGGAAAUCGGAAGACCAUGUGAAGAAAUGUUUGGUGAGAUUAAUUGAAGCUAUCAAAGCCACCGACAACAACAAAGGCAAUAUCAAAGAAGAAGAAGAAGAAGAAGAAGGGGAAGUCCAGGAUGAAAACACUCCAACAUAUCGAGUAAUUGAAAUUUUGUUGGAUAUAGGAAGCAUUUUUCAGCCACUUUCGAGUUUCGAAUAUUAAAUGGUUUUAGAUCUUGUGUAACAGUCUUGUGCUGAUGAACUCUUUUUAGUUAUCUUUCUUUGGCUAUUAAUGCGAAGUGUUGAUCUCCAU
Oldenlandia corymbosa var. corymbosa is the source of this 1794-nucleotide messenger RNA. The record is from the annotation of a GenBank genome assembly. NCBI's taxonomy places the organism in Eukaryota, Viridiplantae, Streptophyta, Magnoliopsida, Gentianales, Rubiaceae.